This is a messenger RNA of Elgaria multicarinata webbii, 2140 nucleotides long. RefSeq names its product ER membrane associated RNA degradation (gene ERMARD). The record is from RefSeq and is a predicted model, not a curated record. Lineage: Eukaryota; Metazoa; Chordata; Lepidosauria; Squamata; Anguidae. The coding region runs from base 107 to 2113 and encodes 668 amino acids. The transcript has 18 exons.
CCAACCGCCUACUACGAGCGGGUUUGUCAAAGGCGCGACGACGAGGCUUUUCCUCUCUAGAUGACGUCACUAAGCGCGACACACGUGAUAAAAGAAACAGGAAGGAAUGGAGGUGUUGCUAGUUGAUCCAGUCUCUACUUGCCUUUCCCCUACAGUGCACUAUAUGGUUUGUGAAGCUGGAUUUGAGAUAAAAUCAAACUGUGCUAUUAGUAGCAUUGUAUCUGGCAAUGGUGACCUAUAUUGGGGAACAAUCACAGAACAUGUACAGUAUGGAGAACCAGAUCAAACUUUGGAUUAUGUAGGAAGUGUGAGAUCUUUAGGUCCUUUAUGUGAAUCUGUUCAUUUGCAUUUACAAUCCCUUACCAUGGAACAAUUUGAAGACCAGUGUUUGAUGUGGUUCCAAUGGACAAACUGCUCAGAGAUAUUUCUUGAACUGUUUGAUACUGUAAAGAGUCCACAUGCUACAGCAAUUGCACUCGGCUUAAUGAAGCUUACGUCAUGUUUGGAACGAGCCUUGGGUGAUGUAUUCUUAUUACUUGGCAAAGAUUGUCCUUUUCUCCUAAGAGACUUGCUUGCAUCUCAGGAACUUGCUACAAUCUUUGGGCAAUCAGUGAUGGAUGUUCUCAGAGUGUUCAUUGGAUCUCCAAGGGGUCUAAAUCUUCGUAAUAUUUUGUGGCAUGGAUUUGCAUCUCCUCAAGAAAUUCCUAUAAAGUAUUUCUCUAUGCUGCUUUAUUUAACAGCAGGAUUGGGGCAACUGCUAAAGGAUUACCUUCUGCAAACACAGUCCACUUUUAUUCAUCGACCUUUUGUAUCUUUCACUAACCUGAAAGAGCUACAUAUUUUUCCAGAUCUUAAUCAUGAAAUGUUGUCGUUGGCUGAAGAAUUAGCAGUCAAAUCAAACAUUGUAUUAAGAACCAUGUUGCCAUUUUGGAUUACUGCACUAACAUCAUUCAGACAAUCCAGGUAUGCAGACUGCAGUAUACUGUUACUUCCUCAGCUGGAAAGUGGACUUCGAUUGCUUUUCACAAAAGUUAAUAACUGUCCGAGCAGACUAAUGACAGCUGAGUCGUCUUCUCUAUACACCACUUUUGAUGAGAUGCUAGCAAAACAACUGAGAAAUGAAGAAAUCAAUCAGCUUCCUUUAGUUCUUGGUGAAUCAGCAAUAGAAUUUCUUUGGGAUUUCUUGAACCACCAAGAAGGACCACGCGUUAGAGAUCAUCUGAGCCACGGAGAGUGCAACUUAAAUGAUUUCCCAAGAGAAAUAGCACAUUCAGUUCUUGCAUUUUCCAUUACGCUUUUGUGCAGAUUUUCCAAGGAUGAUCUUGCUGCCAUCAAGGAACACGCAUUGCUAGAACCACUGAUGAGCUGUGCAAAUUGCUAUUGUUCCCAGUUUCAUCCGGUAGCCCAACUUAAGAAACAGGUACUGAAGUGUAUAAAAAGCAUCAAUUCAUGGUCUGAUCUUCCUGUAGUGCCCGAAGAGCAAGUUCAAGAAGUUACAGAGUCUGCAAAAGAUACUGGCGAUAUUCCUUGUAUUUUUUUGACUGCUGAUAUUUUUUCUCAACUACAACCCUACUUGUCUCAGAAUAUCAAACAUUUAGGUGAUCCUGUGAACAACCUACUGACAGAGAAGUUACUGACCGAACUGUGUAGCAAGCACAUUCGCAUCCUUUUCUGCCCACGAUCUGUCCUGGAAAUUGUUGCAGUACUUCGUCAGAUAAGCUCCCAGUGCCAUCAUGUAUCAUGUCAAGUCAUUUCUGCUUGUGAAACUAGAUAUAAGCAUUGGGUAGACAAGUCACUACGAUCACGCCAGCGGCAUAACUAUCUGCGCAUGAGAAGGAGUAUUAAAUUUCUUUCUCCAGUCUUGCAACUAAUUUUAAUCUUGAUUACUCUGGAGUUAAUCAAUAUUCACACUGUCUGUGAAAAGAAUGCCUCUGAAUAUCAACAGUACCUCAAGUUUCUAAAGGUGAUCUUGCAAUAUACUGAGAACUUGGUGAGCUACACAAGCCUGGAAAAGAAUAAAUGGGAUGAAACCAUGGAACUCACACAUAAAGGCUUGCUAAAAAUCAGAACGUUCUUAGGGAAGCAGCUAACACUUGUGCAGUCAGCGGAGUAAAGACUAUAAUCCUCAUCAGACCUUUUA